Molecule: messenger RNA, 1056 nt
Organism: Salvia splendens (bonfire salvia)
Lineage: Eukaryota; Viridiplantae; Streptophyta; Magnoliopsida; Lamiales; Lamiaceae
Product: GTP-binding nuclear protein Ran2
Exons: 8
Coding region: 216-881 (221 amino acids)
Biological process (GO): ribosomal subunit export from nucleus; protein import into nucleus
Cellular component (GO): cytoplasm; nucleus
Molecular function (GO): GTPase activity; GTP binding
Source: RefSeq, a predicted model, not a curated record
UUGAUCCAACGGCAUACAUAAUCGCGUUGGCUCAAAGCUAGUACAAAUUCAAAAACCCUCCCACCAUCUUUAAUUAGGGCUUCUCCAAUCUUUAAUAUAUACACACAAUCACACUCACCAACGCUAACCAAUUCCUAUCAAUCUUGAAUUUCUUUCUAGCUGCACCAUUCGACGUUGCUUUUUUGCCUAUCUCUAAAGGAUCAGGCGUCGAUUGAAUGGCUUUGCCGAAUCAGCAGACUGUGGAUUACCCUAGCUUCAAGCUUGUGAUUGUUGGAGAUGGUGGAACUGGGAAAACUACAUUUGUGAAGAGGCAUCUCACUGGUGAAUUCGAGAAGAAAUAUGAACCAACAAUCGGUGUGGAGGUUCAUCCAUUGGAUUUCUUCACCAACUGUGGGAAAAUCCGAUUUUAUUGCUGGGACACUGCUGGUCAAGAGAAAUUUGGUGGGCUUAGGGAUGGAUACUAUAUCCAUGGCCAAUGUGCCAUCAUUAUGUUUGAUGUGACAGCUCGAUUGACUUACAAGAAUGUUCCGACUUGGCACCGUGAUCUCUGCCGGGUCUGUGAAAAUAUCCCAAUUGUGCUGUGUGGGAACAAAGUUGAUGUCAAGAACAGGCAGGUGAAAGCAAAACAAGUUACAUUCCAUAGGAAGAAGAACUUGCAGUACUAUGAAAUCUCAGCUAAGAGUAACUACAACUUCGAGAAGCCUUUCUUGUAUCUGGCCAGGAAGCUUGCUGGUGAUUCUUCCCUACACUUUGUUGAGUCACCGGCCCUGGCUCCUCCUGAGGUUCAAAUUGAUUUAGCUGCCCAGCAACUGCAUGAACAAGAGCUUGCUCGGGCAGCUAACGAGCCUCUUCCUGAUGAUGAUGAUGAGUCCUUUGACUAAGAAGGAUAGCUUGUUGGGGGUCGUGAGGAUUUUGUUAUCUGAGUUUGAGGGGGUUCUAAUGGAGAUGUAUAUUCUCUUGAACUGCUUCAGGUGGAUCGUUAAUUUCAUAUGGUUGUGAGGAUAUUAUUUGUAUCAACUUGGCUUUUAUAUGAGUAAUUGAUAUAAAUAUUUGCCA